AUUCCUCGACACAGUUCUUCAAACAGAUAGCCAUUUCAAUUCUUCUGCUUUCUACCCCCUUUUUAACAAUGGAUUUACCAGCAGUUGCUCUGAUAAUUGUCUUGACAAAUGAACUAAUAUGAAAGACUGAGCCUGUCAUCACCCUGGAGCUGAAGCCCACAAGAGGUCUGACCUGAGUCUUCUACACGGUUCGACACUGUGGGCGUUUCAUGGAGUCUUAGGGCUUGGUUUGGAACCGCACUUACACUCCAGCCACCAAGACCGUCCCAAGCUUGGCCAAAGUGAAGAAGCAAAAACGAAGAGCGUAUGAGGUGGGGGAAAGUGCAGUCCUCCGCUGUAACCCUCCCAAGAGUUCUGUCACCCCGAAAAUACAUUGGAUGGACAUGCAGUUUCACCACAUUCCUCUGAAUGAGCGAGUGACCAUAAGCCGGGAUGGAAAUCUAUAUUUUGCCAAUCUUAUAGCCAACGACAGCAGAGACGACUACACCUGUAAUGCGCACUACAUCAACGCCAGCAUCAUCCUGCCUAAAGAGCCCAUGUCCAUCUACGUCACUCCCUCAAACUCUGUGGUGAAGAAUCGACGGGCGAAGCUGCACCACCCAGCCGGAGCCCGCAGCUCAUACCUGGUGCUGAGGGGUCAAACACUGACCCUGGAGUGUAUCCCAGAAGGCCUGCCAACUCCAGAGGUGCACUGGGAUAGAAUAGACUCCGCUCUGUCUCCAAACCGCACCAAGAAGCUGUACAACAACCGCUGGCUGCAGAUAGACAAUGUGCUGGAGUCUGAUGAUGGAGAGUACGUCUGCACUGCCAGAAACAGCGAGAACUCCGUCAAACACCACUACACUGUCACAGUAGAGGCUGCUCCAUACUGGACCCGGAGGCCUGAAGAGCAUCUGUAUGCCCCGGGAGAGACGGUCAGACUGGACUGUCAGGCCGACGGUAUCCCUGCCCCGAACAUCACAUGGAGCAUCAAUGGAGUUCCUGUUUCAGGCACGGAUGUGGACCCGAGACGGCGUGUGAGUUCUGGGAAACUGAUCCUGUCCAAUGUGGAGUUCAGCGAUACGGCAGUGUAUCAGUGCGAGGCUGUCAACAAACACGGAAGCAUCCUGAUCAACACACACGUGCAUGUUGUUGAACUGCCAGCUCAGAUCCUGACCCCAGAUGAGCGCCUCUAUCAGGCCACUGCAGGACAGACUGUAAUGUUGGACUGCAGAACGUUCGGGUCGCCGCUGCCCAAAAUACACUGGGAGAUUCUAGACUCUAUUCCAGCUCUGUCCAAUGCUAAAAUAUCUCAGAUGACCAACGGAAGUCUUAAGAUCAGUAAUGUGAGUGAAGAAGACAGCAACAGAUACACAUGUUCAGUGAGCGAAACCAACAAGAGCAUCAGUGCGGAGCUAGAGGUCCUGAACAGAACAAAGAUUGUUGGACCUCCCCAAAAUCUCCAUGUUAUACGUGGAAGUGAUGCGAUUUUACACUGCAAAUACACAGUGGACCACAACUUAAAAUCCCCCACGGUUCAGUGGAAAAAGGAUGGACACAAGAUCACAGCAUCUACAAGCAAUGACAAAUACCAUGAAAUCGAAGGCUCUCUGAAGGUCUGGGAUGUUCAGAUGGAGGAUAUGGGCAUCUACAGCUGUGAGGUCAGCACUACACUGGACUCAGACACUGCCAGCGGAUACAUCACUGUUCAGGAUAAACCUGAUCCUCCUCAAUCUCUGAAGCUGUCUGAAAAGAUGGAGCGUAGCGUGACCAUCUCCUGGAUGCCGAGCGUCGAAAACAACAGUCCUGUUACGGAGUAUGUGAUUGAGAUGAACGAGGGGGAGACUCCAGACGAGGGUCAAUGGCAGAAAUACAGGAGUGUUUCUCAGGACAUCCGACAGCUGGAGAUCCACCUGCAGCCCUACAGCAAAUACCACUUCCAGAUCCGGGCAGUGAACAGCAUAGGAACCAGUGCUCCCAGCGAGUCCUCGCUCUCCUACAGCACUCCAGCAGCCAAACCGGACACGAACCCAGAGAAUGUGAUGACCCUGUCCACUGACCCAAAGAGUAUGAUCAUCUCAUGGCAGGAGAUGGAUCGGCGUCAGUUUAACGGGCCGGGGUUCCAGUAUAAGGUGUUCUGGCGUCGAGCAGCAGACAGCGGUGCACACUGGACAGAGAGCAGCGUCUCCAAUCCUCCACUGAUGGUCAAUAACACCGGAACAUUCGUCUCCUUUGAGAUUAAAGUUCAGGCCGUCAAUGAUCUUGGUGCUGCCCCAGAACCGCUCACUGUGAUCGGCUACUCCGGGGAAGACUUUCCUCUGGAGGCUCCGUCAGCGUUGUCUGUCACUGAGCUGCAAAAAACUUCUGUGAUGGUGAGAUGGAGUCCAGUCAGGCCGGAGUCUGUCCGGGGACACCUACUGGGAUACAAGAUCUAUUUGAGAAUGAAGGGUCCCAGUGGGAGACUCCGGGCCGGGCGGUCUCCAGCAGUGGGUAAUCCCACAGUGAUAGAGGUCCCUGCAGACGCGGCAGAGAAGAUCGUGAGCGACCUGCAGUAUUACUCAGAUUAUACUCUGACCAUCACUGCGUUCAACAGCAAAGGUGAAGGUCCACAUUCAGAGGAGAGCAGCUUCAGCACUCCGGAGGGCGCUCCCGGACCCGUGUUAUUCCUGCCCUUCGACAGCCCGUCUGAGAGCGAGAUCACCCUGCGCUGGGAAGCACCACACAAACCCAACGGGGAGAUCAGAGGAUACCUGCUGCAGUACCAGGAGGUUGUGACUGGCAGUGAGAGCCCACAGCAUGUGGAGUCCAUCGAUCUGCCGGCGGUGACGGAGUUCACACUGAAGAAUCUGAAUCCGGAGAGCCGCUACACCUUCCACCUCAGUGCCCGAAACAGUGCCGGCGAUGGGGCUCCGGCCAUACAGAGCGGCGCCACCCUGCUGGACGGAGAACCUCCAUCUGUAAUCAACAUGACAGCUGGAGAAACCUCCGUCAACCUCAGCUGGGUUCCUGGAGACCGACAUCGAAACGUUGGCUUUAGUUUCCGUUACCUGAAAAAAAUAGAGGGUGCUGAAUGGGAAGAGUCGGAGAAGAUCAACUCCACACAGGCCUUCUAUCAGCUGCAGGGUCUGGAUUCAGGCGUUAUUUACCAUCUGCAGGUCCUGUCCGGAAACACUUCUUAUGACUGGGAUUUCAAAACGAUAUACAGGCGAGAGUUGCACAAGUCGCCUAGCAACUUUGCGACGGAGGGCUGGUUCAUUGGUCUGAUCAGCGCUCUGGUUCUGCUGCUGCUGGUUCUGCUCCUCCUCUGCUACAUCAAGAAGAGCAAAGGAGGGAAAUAUUCAGUGAAAGAUAAAGAGGAGGGUCAGGGGGACGCAGCAAACCAAAAACUGAAGGAUGACGCCUUCGGAGAGUACAGAUCUCUGGAGAGUGAUAUGGAGAAGUGCUCCAUCAGCCAGCCGUCGGGGUGCGAGAGCAAGCGCAGCAGCAACGACAGUCUGGCGGAUUACGGGGACAGCGUGGACAUCCAGUUCAAUGAGGACGGCUCCUUCAUCGGGCAGUACAGCGGUCGAAGGGAUCCACGCGGGCACGACAGCUCUGGCGCCGUGUCGCCGGUCAACCCCAACAUGCCUCCGCCCAGCCACAGCUUCCCCACCUCCGUCACCGGGAUCCUGGGGCCUAAUUAAUGAUGCAUCAUGGGCCCUUGAGGGACUUUAGACAGGAUAACGAUUUCAGGACGGUCAUGAUUAAAAGUCGUCAUCUGCAGACACUCACACAUCGACACACACUCAUUCCACAGAACGAUUUCUCGUAACAUUCCACCCUGAACACUGUUUACAGCGCCCAUUCCUCUGAGUCCUCACCCGCUGUAGGGAUCGGGGUCCUGCUGGGUGUUGCCGCAGCCGGUUCAGCAUUUAAGCUCAUUGCACACUGAUGCCGAAAUGUCCAUGUUCAAAAAUACAUCUAACCUCAGGUUGUGUCAGUCGCAUUGACACACUGCCUACGAAACUUUCAUCGGUUUUCAAUCAGGCGGAAGGCAAAAUCCAUCAGACCGUCACUCGCAGUACAGAUCACUUCAAGACAAACACAGUGUGUGAAAUAAAGACAGAGUGUGUAGGAUGGUUGAGAAACACUGCUGUAGACAACUGUUUGUGCGCAUGUGCGUGUGUGUGCUUGCAUGUGUGUGUGUGAGUCUGCCAGUCUCUGUUUAGAAUUCGUUUACAAACAGAACGUGUCAAGUGACACAAGCAAAGUACCAAAAUGCUGCUGAUUUCCUGAAGUAAACCUUUAGUCUCAGGACAAUCCUACGCAGUUCUUUGAUACGCUGAACUCUCCAUCCUCUCGGUAGCAUGCAGUGGAUUGGAUGAACGUAAUAUUUUGAAGAGGAAUUGAAUUUUUCGGGGAGGAAUUAAAUCAGAUUUUUUUUUCGUUUGUUGCAACAGAUUAAUUAACACACGUCAGACUCCACGAAAAUAUAUGCGUACAAACAUUUCGGACUUCAGUGUGCAAAGACCUUUAGGGCCAGACUCUUAGAAAUUUAGUAGGAGCAUUAGUCUGCGCUGAGAUUUCUAAAUCAGUGUUUAGACCCAAACCCGGUGCUGGAGGCCUUCAAUUCUGCAGAUUAGCUCCACACAUCCGUCUGGAGGAUUCUAGUAUGUCUACUGAGAGCUUGAUAAGCUGUGUUUCAUUAGGGUUCAGACUAAACUUAUGUGUAUUACCUAAACAGCGAGGUACCUGCCAUACCUGAACCAUACCUGAAUCAUACCUGCCAACAAGUUUUUCCAGGGAGUAUCCUGUAUUUCACAUCCACCUCCCAUCACCCUCCCGUUUUGUUAUUUCUCCUGGAAAUCUCCCAUAUUUCCAACCCCUGUACCAUACCCCCAACACCCCAUCCCAACAAGCCCAUCUUUUUGGUAUAGUCCUCGACACCCCCACUCAUCAACUUUAGUAUAGUAUUGGGUUGCUGGCGCCGUCUGAAAUUCAGUCCAUGGUACAGUUACUGACACCACAACCAUCCCACUCCCCUGGUUCUCAACUUUGUUACUCAGAUUUCCCCACCCACAUCCACACCCAACCCCCAUCCCCCCCCCCCAAUUCAUCUUUUUGGUACAGUCUCCCACAUCCCCACCGGUUCUUCAACUUUAGUACAGUAUCCGGUUGCCGGCGCCUCCCAAACUCUAGUCCAGUGGUCACCAAACUUGUUCCUUGAGGGCCGGUGUCCUGCAGAUUUUAGCUCCAACCCUAAUCAAACACACCUGAACAAGCUAAUCAAGCUCUUACUUGGAAUACUUGAAACAUCCAGGCAGCUGUGUUGAGGCAAGUUGGAGCUAAACCCUGCAGGGACACCGACCCUCCAGGACCAGGAUUAGUGACCCCUGAUCUAGUCCAUGGUACAGUUACUAACACCAAAAAACAUCCCACACCCCUGGUUCUCAACUUUGUAACUCAGAUUUCCCCACCCACUUCCACACCCAAACCCCCCAUCCCCCAACCCAUCUUUUUGGUACAGUUUUCUACACCCCUACUGGGUCAUCAGUUUUAUUAUAGUAUCCAGUCAAUGGCACUGUCUGAAAUCCAGCCCAAGGUACAGUUACUAACACCACAAACAUGCUGCGCCCCUGGUUCUCAACUUUUUUAUUUAAAUUCUCCCACAUCACCAUCCCCACCGACCAUAACCCCCCACCAUAAACCCCCCCACGUGCACCCAGAUGCCCAGAAAUUCAUAUACAAAUGUUGGCAGGUAUGGGUUAAACUAUAUAGUGCUCUUGCCGGAACAAGAGUUUCCCAAAACCUGCCAGAGACCCUUGGUGAUGCCCCGAGCCUGACCCCUUCCCCUCUCCCCCUCACACACUCGAUCUGAACACCACACACACACACACUCACACAUGAACUUCAGGACGCCUUCCUAAGUCUCGUGAAUGAUUGGCUUUUUAAAAAUCCUAUUCCUCAAGAGCCUGAUAAACGAAACAAACAGAUCUCGCUGCCUCUCUGAACAAUGCCUUAUGUAGAAAACAUCAGCUGAGAUGUCUGCAGUGCUGCUGUACGGGGCGCACGCAGCAGAAACAAUGUCCUGAAGGCUGAACAAGGAGAAACAAAAUAAUCAUUCAUGUUUAAUUAUGAGUUAUGUAAAGCCAUUCUUCUUAUUCUUUUUAGUAUUGACUUAAUUUUUUACAUGUUUAUUGUUUUAUAAAGGCUAAUAUAUUUUGCUUUGUAAAUAUCUCAUUUUUUAAGCUUCAGUCGUGUACUAUUAUUGUUUGUUAUUUUGUGUGGGAUGCUUUUCUAAAUCCUUCAUGUUUCUUUUAUAAUGCAGUGUGUAGAAACAUUAAUUAUUCUACCGUCUCUCCGUCUUAAUAAUCAAAGUUCAGGGCCGUGUAUCAUUUGUAUUGUUGCCCAAACGUGUUACGCGAGUAUGUUUUUAAACUAAUUUUUUUGAUGCAAUUGUUACAUUAAAUCCCUCUGGAGUUCAUACAG
This is a messenger RNA of Danio rerio (zebrafish), 6447 nucleotides long. The record is from RefSeq and is a predicted model, not a curated record. Lineage: Eukaryota; Metazoa; Chordata; Actinopteri; Cypriniformes; Danionidae.